This is a messenger RNA of Prosopis cineraria, 2501 nucleotides long. Its product is annotated as vacuolar-sorting receptor 6-like. Gene Ontology annotation, molecular function: calcium ion binding. The record is from RefSeq and is a predicted model, not a curated record. The transcript is spliced from 13 exons. Bases 193 to 2088 code for a protein of 631 amino acids. NCBI's taxonomy places the organism in Eukaryota, Viridiplantae, Streptophyta, Magnoliopsida, Fabales, Fabaceae.
CUUCCUUCCUUCCAUCCUUCCACCACCUCGUUCUCGCGCUCUUCCUCUGUCGUUUACCCUCUCGUCACGUCACUGAUUCAUACAUAUACCCAAUCCCUCUCUUCACAUCAAACCCAAAUCCCAACCUUUCUCUCUCUAUAACCUCAAUUUUCCAUCUCUAAACCGCAACGAUACACCAAGUCUUCACCAACAAUGGAAAAUCGCAUUUCGUUCCUCAGAAAUUCCAUAAUCCCACGCUUCGCGUUCUGGUUUUUGCUUCUUGUUAGCUCCGUAUGUGCUCGCUUUGUGGUGGAGAAGAUCGAUAUCACCGUUCUGGCUCCUAAAGAGCUCCAGGAGAAGCACGAGGGAGCUGCGGGAAACUUCGGCGUGCCCGAUUAUGGAGGUUACAUGACUGGUUCAGUGGCUUAUCCUGACAAAGGGGCUUUAGGGUGCCAACCCUUUGAGGGCGAGAAGCCCUUCAAGUCUGAGCCGUCGUUGCCUACUAUUCUUCUCCUUGAUCGUGGAGAGUGUCUUUUUGCCUUGAAGGUAUGGCAUGCUCAAUUAGCCGGAGCUGCAGCAGUAUUAGUGAUUGACAAGAGUGAUGAGCCUCUCUUAACUAUGGAUUCUCCCGAAAGGACCAGGUCAGCGGAAGGGUACAUAGAGAGGAUUAACAUUCCAUCAGCUCUAGUAAGGAAAUCUUUCGGUGACAAGUUGAAGGAAGCUUUAAAAAACAAAGGACAUGUUUGGGUCAAAAUGGAUUGGCCAAUGCCUCAUCCUGAUAACAGGGUUGAGUAUGAGUUUUGGACAAACAGCAAUGACGAAUGUGGAGCUCGUUGCGAUGAACAGAUGAAUUUUGUGAAGAAUUUCAAGGGUCACGCUCAGAUUCUUGAGAGGGGUGGUUAUACUUUAUUCACUCCACACUAUAUAACAUGGUUUUGUCCAAAGGCUUUUAUUGACAGCGAUCAGUGCAAGUCUCAGUGCAUAAACCAUGGAAGAUAUUGUGCACCAGAUCCCGAGAAGAAUUUUUGGGAGGGGUACGAAGGGAAGGAUGUGGUUUUUGAGAAUCUGAGGCAGCUCUGUGUCCACAGAGUUGCUAAAGAGAGCAACCAAUCAUGGAUCUGGUGGGAUUAUGUGACAGACUUCCAUAUCAGAUGCUCUAUGAAGGAGAAGAAAUACAGUAAAAUUUGUGCUGAGACUGUCAUGAAAUCAUUAGAUCUGCCCAUUGGGAAAAUAAAGGAAUGUGUUGGUAAUCCCGAAGCUGAUGCAGAGAAUGAACUACUAAAAACCGAACAAAAGCUCCAGGUUGGGCAAGGAUCCCGUGGUGAUGUUACCAUCUUGCCCACAAUGAUUAUAAACAAUAUUCAGUAUCGAGGUAAAUUGGAGAGAACAGCUGUCCUGAAGGCCGUUUGUGCUGGAUUUAAGGAGACUACUGAGCCUUCAAUCUGUUUAAGUGGAGAUCUCGAGACAAAUCAGUGCGCUGAAAAGAAUGGAGGGUGCUGGCAGGACAUAAAUGCUAACAUAACUGCUUGCAAGGAUACUUUCAGGGGAAGAGUUUGUGAGUGCCCCAUUGUAAAUGGUAUUCAGUAUAGAGGGGAUGGCUACACAUCUUGUGAAGCUUUUGGACCAGCGAGGUGUUCAAUCAACAAUGGAGGUUGUUGGUCAGAAACUAGAGACGGCAGGACUUUCUCAGCUUGCACAGGGUCCAAAGAAAACGGGUGUCAAUGCCCAUUUGGCUUUUCUGGGGACGGGACUAAAUGUAAAGAUGUUGAUGAAUGUAAGGAACACAGUGUUUGUCGAUGUGAUGGCUGCACCUGCGAGAACACUUGGGGUAGUUAUGAAUGCAAGUGCAAAGGAAACCUUCUGUAUAUAAAGGGCCAAGAUGUUUGCAUCGAAAGAAGUGGAUCAAAAUCUGGCCGGUUCCUUGCCUUUGUGUUUGUGGCAGUUAUUGUUGGAGCUUGCAUAGCUGGUUACAUAUUCUACAAGUACAGGUUCCGGUCAUACAUGGACUCCGAGAUCAUGUCUAUCAUGUCACAGUACAUGCCACUUGACCAGCAGCAUAACAAUGAGGCUCAUCCUGAAGCUGAACCUCUACGACAAAGCUCGGUAUAAGGUUGAGCUUGAUUCUAUGGAGAAGAAUCCUCUUACGUAGCAACCAUUACAGAAAUCAGAGCUAAAGGAGCCAGCUGCAUAGAAGAAUCAAUGACAUAUGGAUUGUAAGCAAAAUUGGUCACACAACAUUAACAUCCAUUUCACAGCCAUGAAGUGAGAUAAAGGAAAGAGCCAAUGCUUUUCUUACAAAGUAUUAGGAUGAUCAUGUAUAGUACUGUUGAAUACACAAAUUUUCUUCAUAGAAUACUUUUGACAGUUUUUAGAUGGAACUGUUGAGCUAUACAUGUAAGCAGUAAGCCUGAGAUGUGAUAGGGGAUCAUGUGAUGACCUGGUGAAACAAAUAAGGACAUAGAUACAAAAGCUUGCUUGUAUGAAAAUAAAUGAAUAAAUAAAUAGAUUAAGUUCGCAUGUCA